Rhodamnia argentea is the source of this 3141-nucleotide messenger RNA. RefSeq names its product pentatricopeptide repeat-containing protein At4g19890-like. Bases 116 to 2248 code for a protein of 710 amino acids. Gene Ontology annotation, molecular function: protein binding. The transcript is spliced from 5 exons. The record is from RefSeq and is a predicted model, not a curated record. NCBI's taxonomy places the organism in Eukaryota, Viridiplantae, Streptophyta, Magnoliopsida, Myrtales, Myrtaceae.
UGGCGAAUCCUUCACCUCGCGCCUUCAUGCUUUAAACUCGAACCGAUUCCUUUCAACCUUUUGUGCCACUCAAGACCACCAUCGUCAGGACAUCUCAUCUCUCGUCAAGUCUUUCAUGGUUUCCAUUAGAUUUCUCCGACCUCGGCGACUUUCGCAAGCACUGUCGGGAACUUCAAACGCCUACUCUCUCUUUCACGCCCGCUUCACUCUCCGAGCACUUCGUCACUCCUCUGGCGACUGCCCUUCGCCGCAACCCGAUUCUUCACCAUCCUGUCAGCCUCAUUCUGUCGUCUCAUCGAUCUGUUCGAUGGUGUGCGAUGCUCAUCACAAGCAUGCCCAUGUGAGAGUGCGGCCUCCGCACCUCAGUCUUAACAUAGAUUGUGAUUCUCUGACUCAUGAGCAGGCCAUUACCGUCGUUGCCUCUCUGGCCAAUGAGGCUGGUUCGAUGGUGGCGUUGAGUUUCUUCUACUGGGCUAUCGGGACUGAUAAAUUUAGGCACUUUAUGAGGCUUUAUAUAGUUUGUGCCACGUCGUUGAUUGGUAAUGGUAACUUGGAGAGGGCCAAUGAAGUGAUGCAGCGUAUGGUCAAAAGCUUUGCUGAGAUUGGGAGGUUAAAGGAGGCUAUUAAUAUGGUACUUGAAAUGCAGAAUCAGGGUCUGGUGCCCACUACCCGCUUGAUGAAUUUUGUCAUGGAGGUCGCCAUUGAAAGGGGUUUUCUCGACUCUGCAGAGAACGUGUUUGAUUGUUUGUAUGAGAGAGGGGUUUUUCCUGAUCCUAACAGUUACAAGGUGAUGGUCAUUGCUUACUGUCGAAUGGGGAGUAUCCUUGAGGCAGAUACUUGGUUGAGUAAACUGAUUGGUAGAGAUUUCAUUGUUGAUAAUGCUACUCUUACCUUGAUCACCAACUCAUUUUGUGAGAAGGGGUUUAUGACUCGAGCUAUCUGGUAUUUCCGGAAGAUGGUUGAUAUGGGUUUGACGCCGAAUGUGUUAAAUUAUACCUCACUGAUCAAUGGGUUAUGCAAGAAAGGCAGCAUUAAGCAAGGAUUCGAGCUCCUGGAGGAAAUGGUUAGAAAAGGUUGGAAGCCAAAUGUGUAUACUCAUACGGCGUUGAUUGAUGGUCUCUGCAAGAAAGGUUGGAGUGAUAAGGCAUUUAGACUCUUCCUUAAGCUAGUCCGGAGUGAAAAUUAUAAACCGAACGUGUAUACAUACACUGCCAUGAUCAGUUGCUAUUGCAGAGAAAACAAGAUGAACCGUGCAGAGAUGUUAUUCAGCAGAAUGCAAGAACAGGGACUGAUUCCUAACACCAAUACAUACACGACUCUCAUCGAUGGCCAUUGUAAAGGUGGGGAUUUCGAAAGAGCAUAUGAGUUGAUGGGCAUAAUGACAGAUGUGGGCUUCAGCCCUAACAUCUGUACGUACAAUGUGCUUAUUGAUGGUCUUUGUAAGAGGGGUAGGUUUGAAGAGGCUUGUAAAAUGCUGAAAAAAUCUUUCCGAAGUGGAUUGGAAGCUGAUCUCUUCACAUAUAGUAUACUCAUAAACGAGCAGUGCAAGAGGGCGAGAAUUGAGCAAGCCCUAGCACUUCUAAGCAGGAUGAUUAAACUUUCUGUGCAACCUGAUAUACAAACAUACACCAUUAUGAUUUCUGCCUUGUGUAAGCAAAAGAGAAUGAAAGAAAGCGAAAAGAUUUUCGAAGAAGCAAUCAGGCUUGGCUUAGUUCCUACCAAAGAAACCUACACAUCCAUGAUUGGUGGAUUCUUUAGGGAUGGGAAUGCCAACUUAGCAAUAAAAUUUUUCCACAGGAUGAGUGACCAUGGAUGUCUCCCUGAUAGUAUCACUUACUGCGCUUUGAUCAGCGGACUUUGCAAAGAGUCCAGGUUGAAUGAGGCUCGUCGACUAUAUGACUUGAUGAUAGACAAGGGACUUUCCCCAUGCGAGGUUACUCGACUGACGUUGGCCUAUGAAUACUGCAAAAAAGAUGAAUCUGCUAAUGCAUUGCUGAUUUUGGAGAGAUUAGAAAAUAAACUUUGGAUCCGAACUGUGAAUACAUUAGUGAGGAAGCUUUGCAGUGAGAAAAAGGUGGGAAUGGCAGCACUGUUCUUUCAUAAAUUAACCGACAAGGAAACCAGAGUGGAUCGUGUAACAUUAGCUGCAUUUAUGACUGCUUGUUACGAAAGCAACAAAUAUGCUCUUCUUUCAGAUCUGACCAAAAGGAUCCAUGAAGGAAAUGGCUGCCACUCACAACUUAGUUGAUGGAUCAUCAUAAUUGCAAAGUUGAUCAACAGAAAGUGCAGAGAUGGCCUAGUACUCACAUUGAGAUGGGAGAAAACAAAAGAUGGUGACACACGUAUUGGAUGGGUUUUCCGUGCAAUUCCAAAGAACCUGGAGCAGAGCUUGAUUCUAUUAAUGGAGCAAGAAGUGUCAGACAACUGUAUGAGCUUACAAGUACAAACUACCGCAGAAAAUAAUCCCGUGCAUGUGGUCAUGUCAAAGUGGGAAAGAACAAAAGAUGGUGACGCAUAUAUUAGAUGGUUCUCCUGCUUCUAACUCUGAAGGACCUGGAGCAGAGGCUGAUCCUAUUAAUGGAGCAAAAACUGCCAGAGAACUGUAUGAGCUUGCAAAUACAAAGUACUGUAGAAGAUACUGGGUACCUGGUGAUAAUGUUGAAACCAAUGAGGUGGCUCUAGCAAAAAGGAGAUAAAAAGGGGCGACAAUAUUUUGGAGGCGAACUAGCAAGGAUAUUGUGCUGUACAAUGCACUUGGGGAGCUCAAGCAUUUUCUUGGCGGAAGAGAACAGGACCAAGACAACCAAUGCUUGACACUUUUAUGCAUGGGCCUAUACCUGCCCUGUCCUAUAGAAACUAGUAAACCAGGCCCAGAAUUUUGAAUGAGCUAUUAGGGAAGGAAGGCCGUCGCUAAUCCACAUCUUUAGGGACGACCCCUUUAGCCGUCCCCAAAAGGCUCCGCGAUGGGCUUCACAUAGCGGCCGUCGCUUCUCCUUUAGCAGUGAACGAACAGGCAACGACGGCCUACGGUCACCUUGCCCUUGCUCGUUAUCAUUAGGGGGCGGGUUUUUGGGCUUUUAGCGGUGGUUUUGCCCGUUGCCUGUUGUUCUUUUGUUAGCGAUGAAAAGCAACUUGAUUGUC